This is a messenger RNA of Chiloscyllium plagiosum (whitespotted bambooshark), 9491 nucleotides long. Lineage: Eukaryota; Metazoa; Chordata; Chondrichthyes; Orectolobiformes; Hemiscylliidae. The record is from RefSeq and is a predicted model, not a curated record.
AAUCUCCACACUCCUCCAACUCGGCCGUACCGCCGCUAUUGGUUGUUCGGGAGAGCCCUGCGGUGUUCCCAGCCAAUAGGAAGCCGGCUUAUUGUGCUGUGGGCUCGGUCCCAUGGUAACGGCCAGGGGUGUCGGGCUGGAUGCUGAGAGCCGGCCGUGUGCCCCGUCCUCAGGCUUCGUCUCCCAGACGCCCGGCUGAUCGGCCGGCUCUCUCUGGGUGAGUGAAGCCUGGAGUCAGGAACGUGCCGCCGGUGGCCCCCCCCCCUCCCCGUGGAGCACCAUGAUCCGUAUCGCUGCUUUAAAUGACACCACAGUAGUGGAAGACUAUGAGGAAUCCUUCAAGAGCCACAAAACUCAAACAAAAGAGGCUCAGGAAGCCGAAGCAUUUUCUCUGUAUCACAAAGCUUUAGAUCUGCAGAAACAUGAUCGCUAUGAAGAAUCUGCAAAAGCCUAUCAUGAACUGUUGAACACACAGCUGCUAAAAGAGGCUGUUCUAUCGGGUGAUGAGAAUGAAGGAUUAAAACAUCCUGGAUUGAUGCUGAAAUAUUCCACGUAUAAAAACUUGGCCAGUUUAGCAUCCCAGAAAGAUGACCCGAGUACAGCAAUGGAAUUUUACCUGGAGGCUGUAAUGUUGGAUUCUACAGAUGUGAACCUUUGGUAUAAAAUUGGAAGAGUAGCCCUGAGGUUGAUUCGCAUUCCGUUGGCCCGCCAUGCUUUUGAAGAAGGACUCAAGUGCAAUGCAGAUCACUGGCCGUGUCUAGAUAAUCUUAUCACUGUGUUGUACACACUUAGUGAUUAUACCAAUUGCCUGUAUUAUAUCUGUAAAGCUCUAGAGAAGGACUGUCGCUACAGCAAGGGUUUAGUUUUGAAAGAGAAGAUUUUUGAAGAACAGCCUUGUUUGCGAAAGGAUUCCUUCCGUAUGUUCUUGAAAUGCGACAUGUCUAUUCAUGCAUUGGAUGUGGAUCCAGCAGAGGCUAAAGCUGUUAUUGAGGAAGCUCUCGAACUCCGUAGGAAGAGACAGGCAUUGUCAAUACAAGAAGAGGAGCCAGAUCUUCAACUAACACAACCAAUCUCUCACUUCACGUGGCGGUGCCUGGGUGAGAGUUUACUGGCUACAUACAUGCAUUUGACGUCUUCUGAACCACCUCACCCCAGCCUUGGCAGAAUGAUAGAUCUUUGCAUGUACAGAGACCCUUCACAACAUCUGUUGAUGUCACCAACCAGCACACCUGUUAGUGUAAUCCAGCCCAAUCCUGCAACGUCCAGUCCUGCACCUGUAGUGACUGCACCAACAAUGCCAGCACCAGCUAUGGUUACACCAGCAGCUCCAACUCCAGUUCCAAGUGUGUCAGAAACUGCAGCAGCACAAGCAGAAACAUCUAUCAUUGACAAGGCGAAGAAGGGUUCCAAAAGGAAGCGGAUAGCUGAUGAGGCAGGGGAACCAGCAAAGAGGCGGUCUGCUCGAGUGCGAAACACCAAGUGCAAGAAGGAAGAGAAGAUUGAUUUUCAGGAACUGUUGAUCAAAUUUCUGCCCUCAAGGUUGAAAAGGGUAGAUCUAGAGGAUGAAGAUGAUGCAUUUGGCACCUUUGAAGUUCAGACGGAGUUGAAAAAGGAAAGUCAACAACUAAUGGGCCCUUAUCGGAUGCAAUUUGAUCCUUCAUCUUUCAUGGAACUAGAAAAACAAGAUGUUCACAUGUUUUUACUGAACAAUCUGAAGAAUGGUGGAAUACUAGAUUUGAUGUUGAAAUAUUUAAAAGCGCUUGGUCAGAAAUUCUUGGCAAAAUGGCCCCCUGGACUGGCAGAGGUAGUUCUCUCGAUCUAUAACAGCUGGAGAAAACACUGCAGUAGCCUACCUAAUCCUAUCCUCAGAGAAUGCAGCAACCAGCACAUCAAGGACAUGAUGGUGAUGUGCUUAGUGUGUAUGGAACUACAGCUUGAUCAGUGGCUUCUGACAAAGUCCAAAAGUACCACAGAAACUGCAGUUUCCCCUCGAAAGUGUUCUUCCAGCAACACUGCUGCACAGUUAGGGCCUGAUUUUCCAGGCAGCCAUUAUUUAGGAGAUCUGAUUCAAUUGGCCUUCACUUCCUCACAGAGGGAUCUGUUUGAGAAUGACUGGCUGGUUUUUGUGGUUCAAGUUUACUGGUUGAAAGCCAGAUUUAUGGCAUUGCAGGGAGAUAUGGAGCAAGCUCUGGAGAGCUAUGACAUCUGCACUAGUUUGUUUUGCAGUUCGUUAGGAAUUAAAGUGGGCAGCAGGAAUAGUGAUGGUUUUACUAUCAGACUGCCAAAUCUACAUGUGGAUUCUGCCAUAUCAUUGGAGGAGAUUGAUAAGAAGCUCAAAUCACUGGAGAGGUGCCAGUCACUCGAGGAGGUUCAGCGCUUGUAUGAAAUGGGCGAAUAUGACCAAGUUGUGAAGCUGCUGCGACCCACAUUGACCCUUGGUGCGAUUGGCAGAACAAAGCCCCUGGAGUUUGUUGCUUCCAUCCCUGAACGACCUGCUCAGCUUCUCCUGUUGCAGGACUCCCUGCUCAAACUAAAAGAUUACAGGCAGUGUUUGGAGUGUUCUGAAGUUGCACUAAAUGAAGCCAUUCAACAGAUGAAUAACGUAUCAUCCACAUCCUCUAAGGAAGAGUGGGUUUCGACAGUGACUCAGCUGUUGACUGGGAUUGAUUAUUCCUUGUCUGGCGAUAACAGUAUCCUGGAAGAACAGUGUUUGAAUCCUUGUUUUGUCAGGUUCGCCAACAAUCUCAUCCAGAUCAUUGACUGCAGCAUGGGAGUGCCUGAAGAUUCCAAAGAGCCAACUGUGUCUUCAGUGCUGCCUUGGAUCACCUUGUACAGGAUCAUAAAACACGAGGAGGAGGAGUUUGACACUCUUCGCCGCCAGCAUUGUAAAAGCGAAGACUCUGAUCCUGAAACUCCAAUGCUGCCUUCCUCUCUGAUGUUGCUGAACACAGCACAUGAGUACCUGGGGCGAAGAUCCUGGUGCUGUAAUUCUGAUGGAGCACUACUGAAGUUCUAUGUUCGAGUCCUUCAGAAGGAAUUGUCUGCAUCAAGACCAGAAGAUGCCCACCCCUUUAAAGAAGAGCUGGAGACUGCCCUGGAGCAGUGCUUUUACUGUUUAUAUGCCUAUCCUAGCAAGAAGAGUAAGGCUAGGUAUCUGGAGGAACACUCUGCUCAGCAGGUGGAACUGGGUUGGAAUGAUGCAGAAUUUAUGUUUGAUUAUUUCAAGCCCAAGAAUUGCCCAGAAUUCGACAGCUACAAGACCAGCACUGUGUCUGCAGAUCUGGCAAAUCUUUUGAAGAAGAUUGCUGCGAUAGAUCGAGAUGAGGAUAACCUGCCCCUCUCAAUUGAGAGCGUAACAGCCUAUAUUGAAGGCUCUGUUGACACGGUGCCAGCCCUCCCUGAAGGAGCAGAUUCUGAACUUCCUCUUGUUAAUGAGUUGUAUUACCUUCUGGCUGAUUAUCAUUUCAAGAACAAAGAACAAGCUAAAGCUAUAAAAUUCUAUAUGCAUGACAUCUGUGUCUGUCCGGCAAGGUUUGACUCGUGGGCAGGUAUGGCUCUGGCUCGUGCUAGUCGUAUCCAGGACAAACUGAAUUCAAAUGAAUUGAAGAGCGAUGGACCUAUCUGGAAGCACUCAGUUGCUGUGCUGAAUUGUUUUAAGCGAGCAUUAGAGAUAGACAGUUCUAAUCUCUCACUGUGGAUUGAAUAUGGCUCCAUGUCCUAUGCACUACACUCAUUUGCUUCCCGCCAACUGAAACAGUGGAAAAUGGAAUUGCCAUCAGAGGUUGUCCAACAGAUGGAAGAGCGAAGGGACAGUAUGCUCGAGACAGCUAAGCAAUGUUUUCUAUCAGCAACACACUGUGAAGGAGAUGGCGAUGAGGAGGAGUGGCUCAUUCACUACAUGUUGGGCAAGAUAGCAGAAAAGCAGAAACAACCGCCAAAGGAAUAUCUGGAACAUUACAAGCAGGCGGCGCAUAACCUACAUGAAGAUGCAGCACAUUAUCCACGGAAGAUCCAUUACCACAAUCCACCAGAUCUGGCUAUGGAAGCUCUAGAGGUCUACUUCAGGCUUCAUGCCUCGAUUCUCAAACUGCUGGAGAAGGAUGAAGUGACUGUGGACUGUGAGAUGCUAUUCAGCUACAUUAAAGAAGCAGCUCAAGGGCCUUUUGCCAGCGGUGAAGAGAAGAGUACCUUUAAGGUCACUGAGAAGGAGAAGUCCUGUACAAAUGAUGAUGAUUCUCAUUCUUCUGUUGGAACCAUGCAAGGUCAAGGAAAUCUUCCCUCUGGUCCAGGUCUGACUUCCCCACCUUACACAGCCACUCCGAUUGACCACGAUUACGUCAAACGUAAAAUCCCCCGUCAGCAGGCUUCAAUUGAUGAGAGAAGUCAAGACAGUGUGAUUUUGGUACUCUCUGAUUCUAACUCGACCCAGGAUGUCUUCACUGAUGCAGCCAGUUCCCAGGACAGCAGCAGAAAGAUUCAAUCUGGGAAAGGCAGCCCCUCAUCAUCAUCGACCGUGGAAGCUACUGUCUUGUCAACGGAGAGCCAUGGAAAACUGGAGGAAGAGGAUUUAGUGGCUCGAGAUUCUUCUGAAGGUUGUAAAAGAGGCAGUGUAGAGAUCACAGAAGCCAUAGAUGCUUUGGCUUUGAGAUUGGCAGAGCGCACAGCUCACAGAAUGCCUAUGGAAGCAGCUGUACUGUCCAGGGAGAACUAUCGGAAGUUGGAGGAAGAGGACUCGGUGGGUCGCAUCUGUUCUGAACUUUGCAGAGGAAGCAGUGUGGAAAUCACUGAAGGAAUAGACGCAUUGGCUUUGAGAUUGGCAGAACAAGCAGGAGCAAAAUUGCAUACAGAGUUGCAGUGUCAAACUGCCACCAUUAACGCUACUAAUGUCACUCCCACCAGGGUCAUCUCCUCAUCUCUAUGUGACUCAAAAAAGAAAACAGCUGAUCCUUCAGGAGAGAUGAAAGAUACCUACAGAUUGGAGGAUCUCCCUCAGAGCUUGCCAGUAGAGGAGAGGGAGCAGCGGCGAGUGCUGAUUGAACAGUGUAUUAGAGCAUUACAUCUGUGUCUCAGUCGAUUCCCUCAGCACUAUAAGAGUCUCUACAGACUGGCAUAUCUGUACAUAUACAGUAAAACACACAAGAACCUGAACUGGGCUCGGGACGUGCUGCUCGGCGUCAAUAUACCAUGGCAACAAUUGAAGCAUAUGCCAGCUCAAGGGCUUUUCUACGAGAGGAACAAAACAAAUUUUUUUAAUGGAAUCUGGCGUAUUCCUGUGGAUGAAAUUGACCGUCCUGGCAGCUUUGCCUCACAUAUGAACCGUUCGAUUGUUAUCUUACUUGACGUUCUGUCACAGCUGAAGGACCAUAAUACACUGCUGAGAGUAUCUUCCAUGCUUCAAAGGACACCUGACCAGGGAAAGAAGUAUUUGCGUGAUGUGGAUCGUCAAGUGCUCGCCAAGCGGGCAUUAAUUUUCACAGUCAAAGUGCUUGAGGACAACUUGAAGGAACUAUCUGGGAUUUCUGAAGACCAGAUUCCUAAAUCUUCAGGCUCUCCAAUGGGGGAGAUGACAACAGAUGUUUCAAACAAGCCCACUGCUGAGGAGCACAAGGGCGUUGUGACCAAGAAACUCACCAACUCUGAUGGGCAUUUGAGAAACACAGAGAAUGGGGUAAAGGAUAUCCCAAGAGGCCAGUCACCCCAGGUUAUGAACAUGGAACAAGGGGAUAAAAAUGAUCCAGUAUUGGGUGACAUUAGCAAAGCAUGCAUCGGCACAGAGGAGCCAAUGGAACUGGAUAGCUCUGUUGAACAGGGAAAAUUGGAAUUUUCAUUCAAACCUCCCAGUGGUUUGGAUACAGAGCACAGCAAAACUGUUGGGGUUACUGAGGGGAAGAGUGCUGAGUGUAAACCUACCGAACUGUCUUUGGAGGAUUUGAGCAUAAGCUCAAAGCAGCAAGUCUCAACAGGAGUGUCCCAUGUCGUGGCCAGUCAGGUGGUCAGGAAAACGAGCAGGAAGAGAAAAUUGAUAGAUGACACAGAAUCUGGGAAAACAUUGCUGUUGGAUGCAUACAGGGUCUGGCAGCAAGGUCAGAAAGUUAUGACUGUUGAUUUGGGAAAGAUUGAAAAGAUCAUGUCGGAGACCUACAUGCUGAUUAAACAGGUUGAUGAGGAUGUAGCUUUGGAGCAAGCUAUGAAAUUCUGCCAGCUGCAAAUGGCCACGUCAACGCAAAAACAGUCAGGAGAGACGCCAACCACACCGAAAUACUCCAAGGACUGUAAGGAAAGCUUCUUCCCAUCUGCACCGAACGCUGUCAGUACACCGGCUCCCGUUUCGACUACAUCUAGUACGGUGGUGCCUGAGAACCCCAGGCCAAGUGACUCUCAAUCUAAAGUUAGGCUCAGCAACACUGCCCAGGAGGACCAGCGAGGUGCUGACGUCGCACCAAUGUUGACACCAAGGGAUGUCGAGCCCCAAACUCCCGGUCCAACAGACACUCUAUCAUAUCUCGCUCAAGAUGAUGAUUCUGAGGAGCCUCUCGAAGGGCUGAGUUAUCGGCAUCAGGAGACCCAUCUGUGUCAUCAGAUGAAGAUGGCGACCGUCGCUUCAUCCCAUGAUUCAACCCAUUGGCAAGAAGAGGGUACGUACACUCAGCGAGACGAGGGCUCACAUCCUGCACACUGCUCCGGCCAUGCUUCCAGUUCUAUUAGUGAACCCUCCACCACCUCAGUUUCCCAGAGUUGCAAAGCUGACAGCAGUCGAAUCAAAUCGCGAGUUCCUCCAAACAUGCCAAAGCUUUUUAUCCCAUCAUCUGUGGCAAAGUUUCCACCGGAGAUAACCGUCACACCGCCGACCCCAACCCUCCUGUCACCAAAAGGUAGUGUGUCUGAGGAAACCAAGCAAAAACUGAAGACUGCCAUCCUAUCUGCACAGUCUGCUGCCAACGUGAAGAAAGAGACUCUCUGCCAGCCAGCCUUGGAAAUCCUGGAGACGUCAAGCCAGGAGUCGUCACUGGAGAGUGACACCGAUGAUGAGGAAGACGAUUACAUGGACAUCUGACACAAUGUGAAGUCCCCCAAGUCACAGCAGUCGGCAGCCAACCACUGCACUCCUGCAAAGACACUUCGGGAAGACUGCUUUCUCUGAGACCAUGGAAGUGCACAGUACUUUAUACAGAGCAGCCCAGAAUAAGGUGCAGUGAUCCCUUACCAGCAUUGGCCUUUGUAAAUAUUGGAUGCAUCCCAGCAGCCAAGGCAGACAAGCCGAGCUGCAUCACUGGGCUCCUUGCUGAUUUGUGCUGACCAGGGAGAGAUGACUCUGACCUUGUUCAAACACAAGCUGAUUGAUUUUACAGGCGCAGGUUUCAUUUUGGACAUACCUCUCGCAAAGUUGUCGCCAGCUUCCUCGCAGUUCAGUGUCUGGGUGGGAGGGUUCGGUCAGUGAAGGCCCAUUGCACUCACUGUGGAGAUACCAGCAUAAUGCUGGAAACAUGAACUCAAAGCAGCAAGUGCUGGGAAUUGGUUCACUUCUGAGAGGAGGGUUUUUGAGGGAGAGAGUCUUUGAACACCAGGAAGACUCCAAGACCUGCUAGCUAUUUCCAAUCCUUUUCCUGGUCCUUCAUUGUGUCUAUAUUUUCACUAAUUGUUGUGAAGCCCUCCUUAGAUAGAACUCCGGGUUAUGAUGAGCACAGAAAGGAUUGGCACUUGCUUACCGUGAACCUUCAGGCUCUGUACAGUCGAGUUAGAUUGCUUUAAGAAAAACAGCCAGUUAUCCUGCUCUCCUGCAGAGUGGCUGAUGUCAGGCAUCGCAUCAAUCUGAAUUGGUUUGUAACAGAUCUCGCCCUUUCAUGCUGAAUCUUCACAUUUUUUUUCCAGUCAUUAGUUUCGUUGAGAAAUGUUGGUUUCUGUAGCUGGAGGUUGGUUGUGAAUGUAGAGAGGGGCACACAUACAGCCUGUUGGUCAGUUGUGCUGUCAAUUCCUGGUUUCUCUAUCAAAGCAAAAAAUUACCAGAACACAGAGCAGGAUAUUGGAACGUGCUCAGGAUUGAGAAGGUUGGGAUUUCUGAGAUGAUUAUCAGAUUUCAUAGGAGAUGUAGAAACCUCCCCUGGUUUAAAAACCUCUCGCCAUUGGUCCAUUCCCAGACAUUGACUAGAAAGCUUCUCAGUUUAAGAGCAAAGUUUACACACUAACUUUGUGACCUAGUGUCUCCCUGCCACCAGCAUUGAGAGCAUCAGACAACCGUUCUGCAUGAGCCCUUGCAGGUAGAUGAACAGUAGGCUCAUAAUGAUGUCUACAUGUAACCAAUCACAAGCUUGGUACAGUAAUAGUGACCAGCAGUUAUCAAGACUGAUAUGUAACUUUAGUAUUCAGGACUGGUAACAUUCCUGUGUCAAUCAGGAAAUUAUUACCUGCUAAUGAUUAAUGUGUGCAGCAGUGACAGUAAUAAUGCCCAUUAACAUGGAACUGCCCUACCUUCACUCCAGUCUAACACUCACUCCGAGCUAACUCUCGUGUUAGUUUGACUUCCUCCUGCACUCCACAGCAGACUGAUACUUAAUGUUCUGGGCAUGUGAGAGGGCAUUAGUCCAUCUGGGACCUUGGGGAAGCAGUAGGGCCCACAGCUUAUCUCUUCAACCACCUGAGAUUUGAGGCUUGAAGGCUGAAUGAGAAUGAUUGUAGAAGGGGACGAGAUUGAAUUCAAAUCAGGCAUGGGAAGAUUAGUGAGAGUGGAAAGGAAAAUUCGGCAAUAAAACGUGUAAAAAAUGAAUAUUUUCAAAGCUCUUUAAGAAAUUGCUACGCACAGAAUCAAGACUCUGUCCCCUUUCUGGACUGCAAAAGUGAAUUGGCAUUAUCACCUUCUCAAAAACAUACUGACCCUGUUAAUGAAGAGCCUUUUUUUAUAUUUGUACAUGAACCUAACCAUAAUGUGCAUGCCUAGCCAGUUUAUAAUAAUGUGCGACUUACCGGCAAGAUCUACUUAGCAUGAAGCUAAACGACUGAAUGACAUUAAAUCAACAACGAAUUCUGGAGAUUCACAACUCGCAUCAUGUUUCUCGAGACCCUCAACAUUGGUCAAUUUAAUAAAAAUAUACGUGUUAACACAGUUGCCUUUCCUGAAAAGGCAUGCCCCACAGUUUAAUCUAUGUUUGUAUUUCUGAAGAGAGCUGGAGCUGUGUUGUGUCUAAUGAGAACAGUUACUUUGAACAUACCCCUGGAUCGUUGUAAGUGACACGUGGGGUUAUAGUAUGGGUUUAAGAGCACAGCGCUGAACAUAUUUUCCCCUUAGUCCUGAACAUGCUCAGUGACAGUGUGUCCAACCUCUCACAUUGAGCAGCAGCCAUUAGUUAUCAAGCGAUGAGAGCUUGAUUCAAAGUUGUUUAUUAUUUGUGCAUCAGGAUCUGAGAGUCUUGUAGAGUCAAAAGAAUUCUGCCAAACGUGCUACCCCAGAAUCUAUUGUCUCACCCGUUUAUAAUGAUUAAACUGACUUUGACAUCAAA